Molecule: messenger RNA, 885 nt
Organism: Pleurotus ostreatus (oyster mushroom)
Lineage: Eukaryota; Fungi; Basidiomycota; Agaricomycetes; Agaricales; Pleurotaceae
Exons: 5
Coding region: 1-885 (294 amino acids)
Source: RefSeq, a predicted model, not a curated record
AUGGCUGUUCGCUGGUCACCGGCAGCUCUUCUCUUCGCCCUAAUUCAUCUAUACACGGCGCUGCUAGCCCUGGCGGCAGACGAACCGUUUGACUGCCAUCCCACCGUCGGUCCCGCGAAGUAUGAUCUGACUUCGUUGAAAGGAGAACAUACCAUGUCUCGGACGCGAGAGACGCCUCCGUCGUCUAUGGAGGACAUCGUUACAUUUGAUCUUUGCGCUGAGAUACAGAAGAAAGAUGGCGUUCCGGAUGUUGACCAGUGUCCAAGCGGUACCCAGUUCUGCCUGACACAGGUAAACAAGAAGGCAGACGCUGGUGAUGACCGCGUAGUUGCUGUCAUACCUAUCGCGCAGAUUUCGACGCUAAGCCCUGACAUUACUGACAUUACCUCACCUUCGAAAGGGUUAUCAAUAACACUACAUGGGUCGGAGUAUCCUCAUCCGACAAAUACCACCCCUACAGCACAAUCCAUGCAUCUCACCCUACUUUGCGACCCCGAUCAUACCGGGGACCCGAAGUUCAUAUCCUAUGACGGAACACGGCUCGAGAUUGAGUGGAGUUCCUCGGCUGGGUGCCCAUUCAGUGAUGACAAGCACGAAGAUAACAAGGGUGGUGACGGAGAUAGUGAACCCGACAAGGGUACCGAAGAAAGCGUAGGAAGUGGCAUCGGGUGGUUCUUCCUUGUGUUAUUGCUGGCCUUCGUGGCAUAUUUCGGUGUCGGUGCAUACUAUAACUACUCAACCUACGGCGCGCGCGGUGCAGAUUUAAUUCCCCAUCGAGACUUUUGGCGAGAAGUUCCCUACAUGCUCAGCGAUGUCGCCUCGCAUUUGUGCUCCAGUGUUCGUCCAAGGCGGACGGGUGGUAGAGGAGGCUAUAUUGCUGUAUAG